AAAUCGUGCUCGACGGCGCCGCAUCGCACGUCAUGACAUCACACCAGCUCUUUGUCAUUGCGCGUUUCAUGGACCACAGACGGCAUUUGCCGCGUGCGUACAAGCUCGCCACGUUGGCUAUGAAGAAUGUGCACCUGGCGUACAACCAAGAGUCGCAUCCUGCUAUCAACGAUAUCCAUUGGGCGUGUGUCUUGUCGCAUUCGUUGGGCAAGCAAGAACUGGCGAACCUUGUGCCGCUCCUCGUCAAGAACGUGCAGUGCGCCACUGUGUUGUCGGAUAUCCUUAGACGGUGCUCAAUGACUGCCCCUGGAAUGGCCGCGUCUCCGAGCGUGGAUCACCACCACCAUCACCACCACCACCACAAGCGACGAGGAGUGGCGAAACCCCUGGCCAUCGACCGCCCUCCUCUCCGCGCUCUGCUGGACGCCGCCAUUGCCGCCUACAUAUCUACAACCCACUCCAGACUCACGCACAUCAGCCCACGUCAUUACGGAGACUUCAUUGAGUUCCUCGCCAAAGCCCGUGAGACGUUCAUGCUGGCCAUGGAUGGCACGCAACAAUUUGCGCAGCUCCUGGAGAACAUGAAAGUCGCCUACAAGGGCAAGAAGAAGCUCAUGUGCCUGGUGAAAGAACGGUUUGGUUGACGUCGGCUCUGCUCCUCCUCCUCCGUGCCCCGCGCGUUUCACCGAGUUUUGUUGCCCCUGUGAUGGCCGUUUUUUUAGGGAUGUUUUGAUACAUGUACGAGGAGGGAGAGUUUCAGAAAAUGAGAGAAAAAGAGUUUAGGCUAUAGGUUCUGGAAAAUUCUAUAUCUUGAUUCUUGAGAUUCGAAUGAGGUACCGUAUUUUCCCACCUAAAUUUCCCAGCUAUCCUCUUUCUGAAACUUCGGGCAAUUUUCUUAAAAAUUACCGUUUUACUGUACCAUGACAAAUUUUAACUCUGAUCCGUGUUAUUUUCGAUACCUCAAUGCCAUUUUCCAUUAAAUUCUUGCAGUCUUCUGAAUCCGAAUCAUGUGGGAAAUGUUUUAAAGAUAAUCGACACGGGUAUUCAAAAGGAUUGAAAUAUUGGCAUGCUCUUGGAGCGUUUUAUGUCUGUUCGUCAAAUGUGUGUCGGCUUCACUUCCCUCAAAAUUCAAUUCUGAGCGACAAACUGCUUCCAAAUAUGUUUCAGCUGAAUCUUGAUUCUAAACUGACCCAGGGAUUUCCGGUAUUUUCCAUCAGGUUUUUAUGCGUUUUUCUGUGCUUUGAGAAUUCAGUGUUGCUUUAAAAAAAAUAUGGC
Notodromas monacha is the source of this 1275-nucleotide messenger RNA. Lineage: Eukaryota; Metazoa; Arthropoda; Ostracoda; Podocopida; Cyprididae. The record is from the annotation of a GenBank genome assembly.